AUCGAAUUGGACAGUAGAGGAGUGCUCAUGUUUAGUGUAAUCUCCGUCUCCUUUUAUAUCCAUGUAUUGAGUUAUCUUAGAAAGUAAAAAUCACUUGUAGAAUAGACUCGACAAUAGUCAUCAUAAUUUUAUUUCAAAAUUAUGGAGGUUCUUGAUCCAACAGUUUCGCAUGAUGACGCGCCAUUGUGUAUUAACGAUUCUAUCGAAAAAGCUUCUUUAAGACAAAUUCCUGAGGACACUAAAUCAUGUAUAAAAGCGAGACAUACUCUAGGAUUUCUAGGGUUUCUUGGGUUUGCUUUGGUCUAUGCUAUGAGAGUCAAUCUCUCUGUUGCAAUCGUUUCCAUGGUCAAUCGAACAGCAUUUCCAGAUGAUGAUAGCAAUGACACUAGUGAUGUUUGCCCCAAAGGACCUCAAAUCAAUGGAACUUUUAUUCCAAGCCCUGGAGAAUUUAAUUGGGACGAUACGACACAAGGAAUCAUAUUGGGGUCUUUUUUUCUCGGUUAUGUCAUUACAAACGUUCCAGGUGGCCGAAUGGCAGAAAAAGUUGGUGGAAAAUUAGUUUACGGUUUGGGAGUUUUUCUUACUGCUCUCUUAACUGUUAUAAGUCCAUUCGCUGCGUAUUGGGGACUUGUACCUUUCCUUAUUGUUAGAAUUGCUGAAGGAUUCACAGAAGGUGUUACUUUCCCAGCAAUGCACUCUAUGCUUGCUCAUUGGGUUCCUCCGUUAGAAAGAAGUAAAUUUGCUGCCCUAGUUUACGCAGGAUCUAACUUUGGAACAGUGAUUUCACUACCCCUCAGUGGAUGGCUCUGUUCUCUAACAUUGUGGGGUGGUUGGCCUUUAGCAUUUUAUCUGUUCGGAAGUUUGGGUAUUAUUUGGUAUAUUUUUUGGUAUUUCUUCAUUUAUGAUACACCUGCGGAUCAUCCGAGAAUCGAUUAUCAAGAGAGACUAUACAUUGAAGCAUGUGUUGAACCAAAAAACCAUGGUGAUGAUCGUGGAGUUCCCUGGUUAUCAAUUCUCAAAUCAGCUCCUAUGUGGGCUAUUACAAUAACUCAAUGUGGUCAAGCUUGGGCUUUUUACACCCUCUUGACUGAACUACCAACUUAUAUGAACAAAAUUUUGCAUUUUGAUGUUCAACAAGAUGCUGUUUUAUCAACUCUUCCUUAUUUAACUGCUUGGAUUAUGGGUCUAAUAAUUUCUAGCUUAGCUGAUUAUCUUUUACAAAAUCGUGUUAUGUCUAUCUUGACUUCAAUGAAAUUCUGGAAUACCGUGAGUUCAUUUGGAACCAGUCUCAGUUUUAUUGGUGCUAUUUGGGCGGCCUGUGAUCAUGUUUGGCUUAUGGUUAUGCUCGCUGGAGUUGGUUCACUUCAAGGAGCUAUUUACGCUGGAAAUCAGAUGAAUCAUAUCGCCCUCGCACCACGAUAUGCUGGCACAUUGUAUGGACUUAGUAAUGCUGCAGCCAAUGCGUGUGGAUUCUUAGCACCGUACGUCAUUGGACGACUCAUUGAAGGCCAUGAAACUCUAUCACGAUGGCAUACAGUAUUCUGGAUGGCAGCUGCUAUAAAUGUAGCUACAAAUUUCGUUUAUCUCAUAUUUGCAUCAGCCAAGGAACAGCCUUGGAGUCGAGGGAGCAGUUGAUGAUCAUGCUCAUUAAGGAGUUCGACAAAUCGUCGCUCAUCGAUUUCCACACCGAUUGAUAGAGUAGCUCUCAGUGCUUUCUAGUUAAUUUUUUAGAUGCGUAUUUUAAUUGUUUUUAUUUUUCAAAAGCUUUUUUGUAUUCACUUUAUUUAAGCAAAUAAUGCUUAAAUUUUACUCUAAUUCCGAGAGAAUUUACCAAAUUGAAAUAGAAUUUGUUUUUACUCUACAGUUUUAUGAUUAAUUUAUUAAUAAUUAUUAGUAAAUUAAUAAAUUAUUAUGAAUCUCAGUAUUUUGUUAGCAAGCAAGGCCAUGAGGAGGAAUUUGGUAAUUGUUAUUUUGAUGGAAUAGGUGAAUUAUGGGUGCUUACAAUCCAAUUUAUUUAAUUUCUCGAUUCGAAAGAAUUUUUAAAUAAAAAAGUUAAUAUUUUAACAUUUUUACUCAUAGCGAUGGUUAUAAUAUUAUUAUUGAAAACAUUUACUAUACAUAAAUAAUUGAUCAAUAAUAAUAGAGCUUUAUUGAUGUAGCUAAAAUUGUAACGCACUAUUGCAUCGUUAUGAAGGAAUCGUUAAAGAAAUUUUCAAUUCAAAUUAAUGAAAUACAUUUGAUCUUAAAAAUACAAUUAUCAAUUGAAGCAAAAAAAAAUAAAAUUUUUACUCUCUGAUGAAAUUAUUACUAAAAAGAUGAUUUUAUGAAUAGAUUUCAAGCAUUUUUUGAUAAAAAUAAGUUAAAAACGAUGUCGAUAUGUUUUUAAGCUUUAUUAUAUUUUAAGUAGUUAUUAGUAUAAAGUGAAUUUAUUUUAUUAACAAAUAUCGCACAAUAAAUAUAGAGAUUAUUUUCUAUGUUUUUUUUUUAGUUAUUUAACAAUAAAUAACACAAAAGACAUUUUUAAGCAAAAAAAUUAAUAUGAAAAAGACAGAAAAAUAUCGAUAAAAUUGUCGAUAGCGCAAGUCAACUCAGGAUUCAAACAGAACCAACUGUUGAGGUAUUUUAUGAAAAAUAUAUGUAGAGUAGUUUUCAAUAAUUAAUUACUAAGUUGAAAAUGUUAAAUGUUAAUGUUUAUACAAAUAUUAUGAAUAAAACGAUUGAAUGGGAUGUUUAUGAACGGUAUACAUUUUCAAUACAAGAUUAAAAACUAUUUGAUGUGUAGAAAAAUGAAAUGGACGCGAUUAUAUUAUGAAUUAUAAUCAGUUUAAGAAUAAAAAAAAAGAUUGAAUUCUUGCAAACAAUAGUGUGAUGAAUAAUAAUAAACAAGUACAAGCAGAAAAUUUAUAAUUAUGUAUUGGCGUAGACAUAUCUUCAAUUUUGAAUGUUAGUGACAUAAUCAUGAUAAUUGAUGUAUAAGAUAGAAAUUGUUAAGUAAAAACAAUUAUUCAAAAUUGUACUUAAAUAAAAAACAGUUAUUCAGUUAUGAAAAUUUAUUAUGAAAUUCUAAGAAUAUUUCAAUAUAAAAAUAUCUACUGGAUAAAUAAAUUAAUCUUUGAAGAAAUUAGUAAACCGUUGUAUGAUGGUAGAUUUAUAAAUACAUCAUCAGAUAAUACAGUAUUCAAAUAUAGAUUAAUGUAUCUUGUAAGUUAUAAAAAAUAGAUGAAUAAAUAAACUGUACCAGUGUUACCGUGAUCAUAAAAUAUAUUUGAAAAAAUAAAAAUGAAGCAUUAGUUACGAUAAUAAAAAUGAUAAACUUCUCAUGUUAUUUAUUACAUUAUUUCUAUUUUUUUUUAGUAUUUGAGCUGAUAGCAUACUAAAAAUGGGCAAUUA
Molecule: messenger RNA, 3390 nt
Organism: Chelonus insularis
Lineage: Eukaryota; Metazoa; Arthropoda; Insecta; Hymenoptera; Braconidae
Gene: MFS10
Product: major facilitator superfamily transporter 10
Exons: 7
Coding region: 142-1635 (497 amino acids)
Biological process (GO): monoatomic anion transport; transmembrane transport
Cellular component (GO): plasma membrane
Molecular function (GO): transmembrane transporter activity
Source: RefSeq, a predicted model, not a curated record